This is a messenger RNA of Acanthisitta chloris (rifleman), 1020 nucleotides long. It is a transcript of the gene RAD51, whose product is annotated as RAD51 recombinase. NCBI's taxonomy places the organism in Eukaryota, Metazoa, Chordata, Aves, Passeriformes, Acanthisittidae. Gene Ontology annotation, cellular component: condensed nuclear chromosome. Bases 1 to 1020 code for a protein of 339 amino acids. Gene Ontology annotation, biological process: reciprocal meiotic recombination; DNA strand invasion; mitotic recombination-dependent replication fork processing. Gene Ontology annotation, molecular function: DNA strand exchange activity; ATP-dependent DNA damage sensor activity; ATP hydrolysis activity. The record is from RefSeq and is a predicted model, not a curated record. The transcript has 9 exons.
AUGGCCAUGCAGAUGCCACUGGAGGCAAACGCAGACACAUCAGCAGAGGAAGAGAACUUUGGGCCACAACUCAUAUCCAGGUUGGAGCAAUGUGGCAUAAAUGCCAAUGAUGUGAAGAAGCUGGAAGAGGCUGGAUUUCACACUGUGGAGGCUGUGGCUUAUGCACCAAAGAAGGAGCUGCUGAACAUUAAAGGCAUCAGUGAAGCCAAGGCUGACAAAAUCCUGGCUGAGGCAGCCAAACUGGUCCCAAUGGGUUUCACCACUGCCACAGAAUUCCACCAGCGAAGGUCAGAGAUCAUCCAGAUCACCACUGGCUCCAAAGAACUGGAUAAACUGCUCCAGGGGGGAAUAGAAACGGGAUCCAUAACAGAGUUAUUCGGGGAGUUCCGGACUGGGAAGACACAGCUGUGUCACACCCUGGCAGUAACCUGUCAGCUCCCCAUUGACCGCGGUGGUGGCGAGGGAAAGGCCAUGUACAUCGACACAGAGGGCACCUUCCGCCCGGAGCGGCUCCUGGCUGUGGCUGAGAGGUAUGGCCUGUCUGGCAGUGAUGUUUUGGACAACGUGGCCUAUGCCCGAGGCUUCAACACCGACCACCAGACACAGCUGCUGUACCAGGCCUCAGCCAUGAUGACUGAGUCACGGUAUGCACUGCUGAUUGUGGACAGUGCCACAGCCCUUUACCGCACGGAUUACUCGGGAAGAGGGGAGCUCUCUGCCAGGCAGAUGCACCUGGCCAGGUUCCUGCGGAUGCUGCUGCGACUGGCGGAUGAGUUCGGCGUGGCUGUCGUCAUCACCAACCAGGUGGUAGCGCAGGUGGAUGGAGCUGCCAUGUUUGCUGCAGAUCCCAAAAAACCCAUUGGAGGGAAUAUCAUCGCUCAUGCUUCCACCACGAGGCUGUACCUGCGGAAAGGCCGAGGUGAGACCAGGAUCUGUAAAAUCUACGACUCUCCGUGUCUCCCCGAGGCUGAAGCCAUGUUUGCUAUCAAUGCUGAUGGAGUGGGAGAUGCUAAAGACUGA